Molecule: messenger RNA, 2548 nt
Organism: Pistacia vera
Lineage: Eukaryota; Viridiplantae; Streptophyta; Magnoliopsida; Sapindales; Anacardiaceae
Exons: 12
Coding region: 364-2343 (659 amino acids)
Source: RefSeq, a predicted model, not a curated record
UAUUGGUUAAGUUAAAUAACUCUUUUUUGGUGAUUCUGAUUCUGUUUUAUGUCUGGAAUUGGUUAAGUCCAAGAAGAGAGUUCAUGUUCACGUUCAUUUCUGGUUGUGAUUUUCACUAAAUUAUAUCGAGAUCUGCAUAUAGGUUGCAACAAUUUCUGAUUUUUUAUUCUGGGUUGGCUUCAGAAUUCCAUAACUCCAGCUGGGUUUGUCUUACCAAGAGCUUCUGGAGAAACGGAUUUUGAUGAUAAUUUUUCCAUUCACUUGCUGCUUUGCUAUUUCUGGUAAAUUUGCAGGGGGGAUUGGAGCAAAAUGAAUAUGCGGUAUACAAUGUGAAGUCUUUGUGAUUUUCUUGGCGAUACUAAGAUGGGAAAGGAGGGAAAAAUUUCUCAGUAUAGAGAGAGGCUUGACAGGACAUUGGCAUCUCCUGAAUUGACGAAUGAGGAGACCCUUAGAAAUCUAGUGAAAAAUCAGCUAAAUUCUUCCGGUGAUGGAUUUGGAGAAUGUAGUGAAAGUGUAGUACAGAGGAAGACGGUGGAAGUUUCCAAGUUUCUUGACAUGUUGAGGAGUGCUUCUGUAGAUGAUGAUGGGGUUUCAAAAGCUAGCGAGGGAUCACAUCGUGAAUGGAAAUUAAAACAGGAUAAUGAAGAGUUCCGUGUUAUGUAUCGUGAAGGACCUGAGGGCACUCCUCUUCAUUCAUUACUUGUUGAAGGCUAUGUAGAGGGGCCCGUAGAUGCUUGUUUAUGUGUCUCUUGGGAGUCAACCCUCUACAGGAAAUGGUGGCCUCAGUAUAAUUUUCCGACGUUCAAAAUCACUGCUUUACAAUGUUUGCAAAAGGUCCGGAUUUGUGAGCAGAUAUCUUUAGUGAGAAUGAAGGUUACUUGGCCGCUGUCUGCCAGAGAGGCUAUUGUGCACUAUUUUAUGUUUGAGUAUUUUCAAGAUGAUCUCAUUGUUCUUCUAUUUAACACGAUUGAUGAUGUGAAGAGCAUUGAUAAAAAUACUCAUGGGUUCACUAAUGAUGGAAUUCCUGAAGCAAAAGAUGUGGUAAGGAUUGAGGUGGUGGGAGGCGUUGCUAUACAAAAGGUGACCCAGGAAAGAAGCUACUUUAGGACAAUAGCACGUAUGGAUGUGAAGGUUGACUUUGUCCCUCCUUCCCUCAUAAAUUUUAUUUCAAGGCAGCUCAUCGGAAGUGGUUUCAGGCUCUAUCAAAAGGCAGUGGCUUCUGCAUUUAGUGAUAGUGAAGAGUACAGCAAGGCCUUGAAGGAGCCACUUUAUGCCCGAAUACGUGAAGUUCUUUAUUCCAGGAAGGAGUCCAAGGAAACUUGGAAAACUGAAGAGCCAAAGAAUGAUACAUCUAUUCUGCCUGAAGAAAAUCUGAUAGAAGACAUGCAAGAUGGCCCAAGUGAUGCUGAACAGAAUGUUAUUAGCAUUAACCAUGCCUGUGAAUCUUCGCCAAACAAUGCAUUAGUUACAGAUAAAAAGCUUGUUGUUGAGAUUGAUGAGUCUCUGAGAGAAAAGGAGCUCAGGCAUGAUUCCUGUAUUAUGCCGGAAGAACAUCUUAUUGGAGGUAUGCAGGAUGGCCUGAGUGAUGUUGAACAGAAUGCUCAUAACGUGAACCAUGCCAGUGAAUCUUUGCCCAAUGAUGCACAAGUUACAGAGAGAAAAGCUGUCAAUGAGAUAGAGGAAGAAGAAAGCGAGGAAAGCACGUACUUAGAGGAGAGUGACAAAGAUAUGGAUCAAUCCUUUGCCGAUAAGAUCCCAGAAAAUUGUCAUGUGAAUGUCAAAACAAAUGUUUCUAUCAGUCCUCGUGUGCAACAAGCUCUACAAACAUUAGAGAAGGCCAUACAUAUUGUUCGUGAACAUGGGUUUAAUGGCCAAAGCAGUCCAUCCCUUCUUCUUACCAAUAAAAAGCCUCCUAACACGGAAAAGGGUGACAAUAAAGACACAAAUUCUUCAGAAGAUGAAGUCUGUACAAAAGUUGAGGUAUCCAAAAAAGAAACAGUAGAGAAAACUGGUAAUGAAUCGAGAAAUAGCUCUGGAAUUCAAGAUGACAGGCAAGCCGGAUCAAAUUCUUACUUAAGGGAAGUGAACCAUAAUAGGAUAGCGCCAGCAUCACCAGAAGAUGAUCUUCCAAAUCUGGGUGAGACCAACCAGGUUUCUUUGAGUUCCUCCCAGAAUGGGACUAUGGUAACAACACCUGUUUCAGACCAAACCAUGCAUGCUAAUAAUAAGCAACCAAACACAGAAGCAAAUGUCAUCCAUGAAAACUAUAUCAAUGAAAAGAAGAAAUUAAGCCGGCGAAAAAAGCAUUGGAUCUGUUGCUUCUUCCCCUUGAAUUCUGCUUAAUUUAUGACUUAGAAGAAGAAGCUUUUCAGCAUCAAUAAAUGACUGCAGAUACCUGAGAAUGAAUCUGUAACAUGUUACACAAAAUCUUGCUUUCAGACUACACUUUGUUUUAUACAUUUCUCUGAAGCCUUUUUGUCACCCCAUUCGGGGAUGUGUUUGUAUUUAUAUUUAUAUUUAUAUUUAUAUUUUUUUUUCUUAGUAGAAU